Molecule: messenger RNA, 1609 nt
Organism: Mycena citricolor
Lineage: Eukaryota; Fungi; Basidiomycota; Agaricomycetes; Agaricales; Mycenaceae
Source: the annotation of a GenBank genome assembly
CUGCAACUUAUGCACUUUGAGGACAUGGACCCAGGAAACCUCCCCCCAGCUCUAAAAUUCUCCAACUUACCAUGGGUACAGUAAUCGACGCGCAUUCGUUAUCCCUCAUCUCUCUGUGAGCCUGCGUGUUCCAACCGCAGGCUUCAGACCUUCUGAGACAAAGUGAACCCUUUCUGUGACAUCUCUCCACAAAACGCCGGAGCCCGAGUGAUCUGGGGCUAUCUUUGCACUGUUUCCGCUCCUUUCCCCACCCGCACACGACUAUUGUCGUCAUCUCUCCUUCCAAUGCCCUCAGAGUCUCGACGGCCGUACCAAGCACUUACUUUGAAUUGGCAAGCCACCUUCUCCGACCCGCGAUCGGAAGCUCGGGACCUUGGGCCGACCGUUGAAAGCGCCUGGUCACCCCUCGAUUCUCCGCAGUGGCGUCGAUGGGCGUUAUUCGUACGGGCGCGCGAGAUCGUAAUUUUGAAUGCGGACCUGCUCUUAGUCGUAGCUGCCCAAGCAGCGUUCUCGGUCGUGAAUGUUGCAGUCAAGAAGUUGCAGAGUCUAGAACGGGAGCCGGUCUCGACCUUGCAGUUGAUCGUGGUUCGAAUGGCGAUAACCUAUGCUUGCAGCAUUGGAUACAUGUAUGUCGCAUACCCUCCCUUGGAAAACACGCCGCCAACUCCCUACCAGGCUAGCGCGAAGGGUACCUCAUCCCUUCUAGGACCUGAGGGCGUUCGGCUUCUUCUCGUUUUCCGUGGUGUGACGGGGUUUAUCGGGCUCAAUGGAACCUAUUUUGCGCUGCAAUAUCUCUCGCUGUCGGACGUGACUGUGCUGAGCUUCCUUGUGCCUAUGACCACGGCUCUCAGUGCCAGCAUUUUUCUGGGAGAGGCGUUUUCGCGCAAGGAGGCUUUAGCCGGCUUAUGCAGUCUGUUUGGCGUCGUGCUCAUUGCAAGACCGGAUUUCUUGUUCGGACCCUCGACAAGCUCCACACCAAUAGAAGAGAGGAACCGAAUGAUGGCCAUCGGGAUUGCAUUGGCGGGGGUGGUUGGGUCUACGGGAGCCAUGACCACCAUCAGAGCGAUCGGGCACCGGGCCCAUCCGAUUCAUCUUCUGUCGUUCUUCUCUUUGCAGUCUGUUAUCGCUGCUUCCAUAUUAAUGGUUUUCCAGCACGAACCCGUCGUGAUCCCGACUCGUCCAGCUUGGCUCGGUCUUCUGGCGGUCAUCGGGGUCCUCGGCUUCCUCGCGCAAGUUCUGUUGACGAUGGGCUACCAACGAGAAACGGCCGGGAGGGCAGGGAUGGCCUUAUACACACAAAUUAUAUUUGCCUCCGUCCUAGAGCGCGUGUUCUUCGGCACAUCGCCCACAUUCCUCUCAAUGCUGGGCACCUCGAUCAUUAUGUCGUCGGCCAUCUUCGUUGCUUUAUCUGUGCCAAAGCACAUUGCCGAAAAAUCGGACCCUGCCAUGUCGCUCGAGGAAGGCCACGCUUUGCUGGCAAAAGAUCCAUCGGCCUCGUUCGAGAGUAUCCGCUCCACCUUAGACACCGAAGCUAUUAGUCCGUCAUAGCCAUAAUUAGGCAAGUGAAUCCGAGUACAAUAUAGAUAUAUAUACAUCGCAUGCGUUUCAG